Vitis riparia (riverbank grape) is the source of this 2394-nucleotide messenger RNA. RefSeq names its product protein transport Sec1a-like. Gene Ontology annotation, cellular component: secretory granule; plasma membrane. Gene Ontology annotation, molecular function: syntaxin binding. The record is from RefSeq and is a predicted model, not a curated record. The coding region runs from base 185 to 2182 and encodes 665 amino acids. NCBI's taxonomy places the organism in Eukaryota, Viridiplantae, Streptophyta, Magnoliopsida, Vitales, Vitaceae. The transcript has 21 exons. Gene Ontology annotation, biological process: vesicle-mediated transport; intracellular protein transport.
AAAAAUAAAAAUAUUCAUCGAGAAGAACGUUCCCACCACAACCAUAACGACCUUUCCUCCGAUCAUUUCUCUCCUCCUUUCUUGCUCCAGAAAACUCUCUCUAGAGAAGACACUCUCCCCUCUAACUUUCUCGCCUUUUCUCUUCUGGAUUUGGCUCUCUGAUCUUCGUUCGUUUGGAUCCGCGAUGUCGAUGUCGGACUUUGAUUUUUCGUCAAAUGCCGGAGAGUACAAGAACUUUCGUCAAAUCAGCCGCGAUCGUUUACUACAUGAAAUGCUCAGAUCAACUAAAACUGGGGAUUCAAAAUCAACUUGGAAAGUACUCAUCAUGGAUAAAGUUACUACAAAAGUCAUGUCUUCCUCAUGCAAAAUGGCGGACAUAACAGAUGAAGGAAUUUCCUUGGUUGAAGACCUUUAUAGGAGAAGGCAACCAUUGCCCUCCUUGGAUGCUAUAUAUUUCAUCCAGCCUUCAAAGGAGAAUGUUGUCAUGUUCUUGUCUGACAUGUCGGGAAGGGUGCCUUUAUACAAGAAAGCAUUUGUAUUCUUCAGUUCCCCUAUUCCAAAAGAUCUGGUUAAUCACAUCAAGAGUGAUACAAGUGUUCUACCCCGCAUAGGUGCAUUAAGAGAGAUGAAUUUGGAGUACUUUCCCAUAGACAGUCAGGCUUUUAUUACUGAUCAUGAAAGAGCACUGGAGGAGCUCCUGGGGGAAAAUGUGGAGAAUACUCGCAAAUUUGAUAAUUGUUUGAACACAAUGGCCACCCGAAUAUCCACUAUUUUUGCUUCGCUAAAGGAGCUUCCCUUAGUACGAUAUCGUGCUGCCAAGACCCUUGAUGGAUCUGCAGUGGCAACAUUUCGUGACUUGGUUCCUACAAAGCUUGCUGCUGCUGUUUGGAACUCUCUUGAAAAAUAUAAAUCUACUAUUCCCAACUUUCCCCAGACUGGAACAUGCGAGCUCCUUAUCUUGGAUAGAUCUAUAGAUCAGAUAGCUCCUGUCAUACAUGAAUGGACCUAUGAUGCCAUGUGCCAUGAUUUUCUGGAUAUGGAUGGAAAUAAAUAUGUACACGAGAUUCCUAGCAAAACAGGGGGUGAACCUGAGAAAAAGGAGGUCCUUUUAGAAGAUCAUGAUCCUGUCUGGCUCGAGCUCCUCCAUGUACAUAUUGCCGAUGCUAGUGAACGGUUGCAUGAUAAAAUGACCAACUUUGUCUCAAAGAACAAAGCUGCACAACUCCAUCAGAGAGACAGUAACGAAUUAUCUACACGAGACUUGCAGAAAAUGGUUCAAGCUUUGCCACAGUAUAGUGAACAAAUGGAGAAGCUUUCUCUCCAUGUUGAGAUUGCUGGUAAAAUCAACAGAACUAUCCGAGAGAUGGGACUUCGAGACCUUGGGCAACUGGAGCAGGAUCUUGUCUUUGGAGAUGUAGGAGCAAAGGAAGUGAUAAACUUUUUAAGGACAAAGCAGGAUGCUACUUCUGAAAAUAAAUUGCGUCUGUUGAUGAUAUAUGCUUCCGUUUAUCCUGAGAAGUUUGAAGGUGACAAAGGUUUAAAGCUAAUGCAGUUAGCAAGAUUAUCACCCGAGGAUAUGAAAGUUGUGAAUAACAUGAGACUGCUUGAGGGAUCAUCGGCUACCAAGAAGAAGUCCAGUGGGGGUUUCUCACUUAAGUUUGAUGGUCAGAAGGUAAAGAAUGCAGCUAGAAAAGAUCGAACCACUGAAGAGGAAACGUGGCAGUUAUCACGAUUUUAUCCCAUGAUAGAGGAGCUGAUUGAAAAACUCAAUAAAGGUGAAUUACCCAAGAAUGAAUAUCUGUGUAUGAAUGAACCAAGUCCACCUGUCCCACGGAGCACUGAUGGUGCAUCUGCACGGACGAGUCAAGCUCCAGCUUCUCAGCCAGUAAAAUCAAGACGAACUGCAACUUGGGCACGUUCUCGUGUUUCUGAUGAUGGAUGUUCAAGUGACUCAGUUUUGAAGAAUGUGUCUGUGGAUUUCAAGAAUAUGGGGCAGCGAAUUUUUGUCUUUAUCAUUGGAGGAGCAACGCGAUCUGAGCUGCGGGUUUGUCACAAGCUCACAGCCAAACUGAGGAGGGAAGUUGUCCUAGGCUCCUCUAGUAUUGAUGAUCCUCCACAAUUUAUUACGAAACUGAAGAUGCUGUCAGAAAAGGAUAUCUCAUUAGAUGGCAUUAGAAUCUAAAAUUUGGUUCCUGGACAGUCAAGGUCGGUUUUCUCUUUUGUAAUUAUGAAUCUGUAAUUCUUAUUUUUGUCCCCUUUUUUUUUUAUUCUUUUAUUUAUAUAUUUCCUUUUUGUUCCCAUUAAUAUAGAACUUUUCCCAUGAGAUCAUCCUCAGUUGUUCAAACAGAAUGGGCCAUUUUUGGCACCACAUAUAAAGGUCCUGUAUUAUUUUGA